UAAUCGACUCAGAAUUCUGUUUUAAUACAUAUACAAUGCAGUUAUAUUAUUGGCAUCUUUCCUGUGUGCAGAUGGCAUGCCUUGUGAAAAUAAAGUGUAUGCGUAGCCAUGUGCGUGUUUAGAGCCGUAUGGAUAAUGGUCAAGUGAGAUGUUUGGUUAAUAUUGAUAUUAAAUAGGCCUAAUGCUUCAUAUCUCAGACUGAUUUGACCAAUCAUGCACGUUAAUCUGCUGCAUGUGUGAUUGAGUUUCUGUGGUGGACUUCUUUCUGUAGUACUUCCUCAUUGCAUGCCUGAGACUUCCUGCUUUACAUGCUGUAGUAUUUUGACAAAUAGAAAUCAUUUCAUUGAGAUGAACUCACUGUGUGCAUGCAGACACAUCUGCCUACAGCCUCUUACCCCUACCUCCAGUAGUUGCCAUAGAAACUGUGUACACCAUCACUAGUGCUGUUCUUUGAUACUUUCACAGGGUUGUCAAAUACAACUUAGAAAACAGACCAUGUUAAUAAGUCAAGUGGGUCGGGCCAAAAAUAAUAAAUAAUUCAUUAUGUGACCAAUAACACAUCGACAGCUCCUGUUUAAUUGUUUAAGGUCCCGAAUCAGUUCUGUGCUAACAUUUAUGACAUCCCCGAUGGCACUACAGGAGAGAAUCAGAGUGGUGCUGCUGGCAUGUGGCUCCUUCAACCCCAUCACCAAUAUGCACCUGCGCAUGUUUGAGCUGGCACGGGAUCACCUGGAAGAUACUGGAAGGUACAGAGUAGUAAAGGGUAUCAUCUCUCCUGUUGGUGAUGCCUAUAAGAAGAAGGGUCUGAUUGAGGCGUGUCAUCGAGUGGAGAUGGCCAAAUUAGCGACCGAGAACUCCAGCUGGAUCAGUGUAGAUGACUGGGAGAGUCAGCAGGCUGAGUGGGUGGAAACAGCCAAAGUUAUCAGACACCAUCAUGCUGAGUUAUCAUCAGUGGUGGAGAGCCAUGACGAGGUGGACACGGUAAAGUUCCCAAAGAAAAGAAGAGUGGAGGAAAAUGAGGAAAGUUCAUCAGAUCACAACAGAUCAGAAACUCUUCAGCUCAAGCUGUUGUGUGGAGCAGACGUGCUGGAGUCCUUCAGUAUCCCCAGUCUGUGGAAGAAGGAGGACAUUGCCGAAAUUGUGGGCCGCUUUGGGCUUGUGUGCAUCACCAGAAGUGGCUGUGAUGCAGAGAGGUUUGUCUACCAGUCUGACAUGCUGCACAAAUAUCGUAACAACAUCCACAUCGUGAGGGAAUGGGUGACCAAUGAGAUCUCUGCCACGCACGUGAGACGAGCUGUGUGCAGGGGCCAGAGCGUGCGCUACCUGCUGCCUGAGCCUGUGGUGCACUACAUCCAAGAUCAACAUCUGUACAGCGCUGAGAGUGAGCAGAAGAACGCAGACGUCGUCCUUGCUCCUCUUCAGAGAUAUAACAGGGCAGCUGAAUAAGCUACUGCACUCUGUGUGUGUGUGUGUGUGUGUGUGUGUGUGUGUGUGUGUGUGUGUGAGCUGCCAAACACUUGCUCCAUAGAGCCAAUGCACUUCACCAGCUACAAUGUAGAAAUAUUUGACGCCCUUAAUACACUAGACAUCUUUUGGAAAAGAAUCAGGGUUUACAAAUGCAAAUGAUUUUUACAAGCCACUCUUUGCACUCUAUAAAACGUCUGAUUAUCCAAAUAAAACUCCUGAAGCUUUUGGUAAUUAGUUGGUCCAUGUUUUUUUUUUUUUAGGGUCUUAUAAUGAGGGUGUUAUAAUAUAGUAAAAGUCCUAGUAUUUCUGGGCAACUGCUGAAACCAAUUUUAUUAAGAAUAUUUUCUUGAAGACACUAUCAGUGUGUUCAGUCCUGUUAUCUUAUACAUGCACAAUUGUUUGGAUUUAUUUUCUUAAUAAAAUAGCUAUGUGUAAAGAGGUGUACACAGCAUCGGACUUCUUUUUGUUAUGAUGAAACGAGUUUGUUUUAUGGCACAGGCUACUUUUCACGUUGUAGUUUGGCUUCAUCCUAGAACACACUGUCCACCAAUUUGGGAGUGUGAAAGCUAACAAGGUUUACACAGUCUAAUAGAUAGCCAACGUUAACUAAUCUGGUAGGCUAUAUAACAGACUAAUCCUGGCUAAAUUUUUUUUUACUUACACGAUAUAAUGGCCUCAGAAUAGCUAGCUUGUUACUGCAUGAGAGAGCUGGCAGCAUUUGUAAAUGGCUAUUAUUCUACUCACUGCCACCUACUGAACAUGACUGUAUUCUGAAUAAGCGAUGAAUCUGAUCACUGUGAUAUGGGCAUAAUUGAGCACAUCCAUGCAAUUUGUGAUGGUGAGAAGUUGGAGUUUGCAAGAAUACAUACUUAAUGCCCCUCCACCAACAUGGAACAAACUGUCCCCAAC
Messenger RNA from Ictalurus furcatus (blue catfish), 2376 nucleotides. RefSeq names its product nicotinamide nucleotide adenylyltransferase 1 (gene nmnat1). Gene Ontology annotation, molecular function: nicotinamide-nucleotide adenylyltransferase activity; nicotinate-nucleotide adenylyltransferase activity. Bases 616 to 1446 code for a protein of 276 amino acids. Gene Ontology annotation, biological process: NAD+ biosynthetic process. The transcript has 5 exons. The record is from RefSeq and is a predicted model, not a curated record. Lineage: Eukaryota; Metazoa; Chordata; Actinopteri; Siluriformes; Ictaluridae.